Molecule: messenger RNA, 1953 nt
Organism: Eruca vesicaria subsp. sativa (arugula)
Lineage: Eukaryota; Viridiplantae; Streptophyta; Magnoliopsida; Brassicales; Brassicaceae
Source: the annotation of a GenBank genome assembly
GGAAGCUUUUGAUACCGAAGCGGGACCCACAUUUUUGAAGACAAGUUCCCUUCUCUCCACCGCAAGCCACACAUAGCUCUUAAUAUUUCUCCACCGUGUCCUCCUCUCUCCCUCUUCUUCUUCAUUCCCAAAUUUUACUUCCUCUUCUUGUCCAAUCUCUCUCUGACACCCCAAAAAUGGCGAGGCUUCUUCCCUUGAGACCAGACAACCAAUUCUUCCCCUCACCCAUCCACACACACAAACAGCCUUUCCUCUCCGUCUACACCAUCACCACUCGCUCCUUCCCCCACAUUAAAUCAAGGGUUAAGUGCUCAGCCAGUGGCACUGAACGUGUCAGAGAAAGCAAGAAGCUUCCCAACUCCCCUAUCAAAGAAGACCUUCCCCAGCUUCCAAAUCCUGGUUCUGAUUCCGAAGCUCUGACCACUGAAACGGGUUUAGAACAGAAUUGGCCUCCGUGGAAAAACAUACCUGAGAGAUAUAAGCUUAUCGGUGCUACUUCCAUCGCCUUUGUUAUCUGCAAUAUGGAUAAGGUGAAUUUGAGUAUUGCUAUAAUACCAAUGUCACACCAGUUUGGAUGGAGUUCAUCUGUGGCUGGCUUGGUACAGUCAUCUUUCUUUUGGGGUUAUGCUUUGAGCCAGUUGCCUGGAGGUUGGCUUUCCAAGAUUUUUGGCGGCAGAAAGGUGUUGGAGAUUGGUGUAUUUACAUGGUCAUUCGCUACAGCACUUGUUCCACUACUUGCUGGAUUUAUGCCCGGGUUAAUCUUUUCUCGAAUUUUGGUGGGAAUAGGAGAAGGUGUUUCCCCGUCGGCUGCAACGGACCUUAUUGCCAGGACGAUACCUGUUGGUGAGCGCUCAAGGGCAGUAGGCUUUGUUUUUGGAGGAUUGAGUUUGGGAAGUGUUCUGGGGCUUCUAUUGGCUCCUCCCAUUAUCCAAAGCUUUAAUUGGGAAUCUGUCUUUUACCUGUUUGGUCUCCUUGGUGUUGGCUGGUUCAUUGGGUUUCAGUUUCUUAAAGAAGAAGAAGUUUCACAUAGAGGUGAUGGGACCACUACUUCGCAUAAACCAAAGAAAGCUACACGAGAAGAAUUGGGGGACUCAUUGAAGGAGAUUCCAUGGAAGUCAUUUUUCCAAAGCCCAGCUGUUUGGGCAAUGAUAUACACUCACUUUUGUGGAAGCUGGGGUCACUAUACAUGUCUAUCUUGGCUACCGACUUAUUUCAGUGAGGCGCUGAGUCUAAAUUUGAGAGACGCUGCUUGGGUUUCCAUCCUUCCUCCUUUGGCUUCGAUUUUCGUGACAAGCCUUGCUUCACAAUUUGCUGACUACCUGAUCUCAAAUGGAGUUGAGACUACCACGGUCCGAAAGAUUUGUCAAACGAUUGCGUUCUUGGCACCAGCGAUCUGCAUGACACUUUCAUCAGUAGACAUUGGAUUGCCACCAUGGGAAAUUGCAGGAAUCUUGACAGCAGGCUUGGCCUUAUCUAGUUUUGCAUUAUCAGGACUUUAUUGUACUCAUCAGGACAUAUCACCCGAAUAUGCAAGCAUAUUACUGGGCAUUACCAACACAGUGGGGGCAGUACCUGGAAUCGUAGGUGUGGCCCUAACUGGUUUUCUCCUCGACUCAACUCAUUCAUGGACUCUUUCUCUGUUUGUGCCAUCAAUUUUCUUCUACUUGACGGGGACGGUUGUAUGGUUGGCAUUUGCAAGCAGUAAGCCUCAGAAGUUCACUAAGGAGCCGUGAUUCAUAAGUUUUGUUGAUGUAUAGGUCAAAGAAAUGGUAAAACUUUGGUGAUGUAUAGGUUAAAGAAAUGGUAAACUUUGUCCGUUGUCAAAAAGUAAACAAAAACAAAAAGAGGAAGAGUCAGAGAGCAGUGGUAAAUUUUGUUCACUGCCCUAUCCUGGUUAUUUCAUAGUUGCAGUUUGCAAAUGUAACAUUUUAUUAUAAUGAAGUUGCUUAUGGU